AUGGCAGCGACCUCAGGGGAUUGGGUUGAGGCUUCAAAGUAUGAUAAAACUCAUCCAAACUGGGUAUGUACUCCUUUGAGUGCUGGUGGAGACACAGCACUUCACAUUGCAGUGAGCAUGGAACAAUUCACUUUUGUAGCAAAGUUGCUGGAACGUGUGACCUUGCAUGAAUUGGAAAUUCCCAACGCAGAUGGGAAUACAGCCUUUUGUAUGGCAGCUAUUUCAGGAAACGUGAAAAUUGCUACCAUUCUAUUUAACAAGUACCCAUCGUUGGUAAGGAUUAGAGGCCAGAAAAACAUGUUACCCAUUCAGUUGGCAUCUUCUGCUGGACACUCUCAUAUGGUGCAACUUUUGUUUGAAAAGACUCCACAAGACAUGGGCUCUAAUCUACCCUCCCCAGACACAGUCAUGCUCUUUUUCUUGACCAUUACCAACAACAUUUACAGUGUUGCAUUGAAUUUGUUGGAUAGAUAUCCAAAACUCGCAACCACAGGAAACGAAGAGGGGCUAACCGCCUUGCAAGUGCUUGCUAAAAUACCCUUUUACGAGGAUGCUCCAGCAGGUUAUCGAGAUAUUAUAAGUUGCUUGUUUAAGGGCAUGAAAGAUGAAUUUCUGAACUCUGUAAGAACUUCAGAAGCAAUGUUUGCUGCAGCAAAAUCAGGAAAUGCUAUCAUUCUAGAAUAUAUUUUAAAGUACAAUCCAAUUUUGUUGAUGAAAGUUGAUUCCAAUGGACAAAGCAUACUUCACAUUGCUAUUUUAUAUCGACACAAAUCUGUAUACCGACUAAUAAUGAGCAAGGGUGCGUACAAGAAUGUUAUACUGCAGCUGGUUGAUUGUGAUGGAAACAAUGUUCUUCAUUUAGCUGGAAAGUUGUCUGCUGAAGAAAGAUUUGGAUCAUGUCCAGUUCUAAUUUGCAGUGAGGAGAUGUGGUUUAAGGAAGUGGAGAGGAUAAGUCCACCUGCAUUGAGAAGCAUGGAAAAUAAGGUUGGUUGGACUCCAAAAGAAUUAUUUUACAGGGAACACAGAGAGUUAACUGCAAAAGCUAUAUCUGAACUGAACGGCAUUGCAAGUAAUUUCCUAGUUGUGGGAACUCUUAUUAUGACGUUAGGGAUAACUGGAGGUCUCACCAUUCGUACUAAUAAUAUUGAUCCAAAGACUCCUAUUUUUGUGCUCAAGAUAUGUUAUAAUCCCUUCAAUCUUGAAGCCAAAAGGAGGUUAUUUCUGCUCCCGGCUAAUGAUGAGGACUAUGAUGGGGUGUUUGUCACUGUUUGCAUCUGUGCUAAUCAUGGGGAUCUUGUGUUGUCUCAUUUACAAACAUUCUUUGCAUUUUCAAAUACACUUACUGCUAGCCUUUUGCGAGGAAAUUGCAAUGAGAAUAUUGUCAAGAACGAGGAUUAA
Molecule: messenger RNA, 1398 nt
Organism: Gastrolobium bilobum
Lineage: Eukaryota; Viridiplantae; Streptophyta; Magnoliopsida; Fabales; Fabaceae
Exons: 6
Coding region: 1-1398 (465 amino acids)
Molecular function (GO): protein binding
Source: RefSeq, a predicted model, not a curated record